AGAAGAGAACGCAAAAACACACAUCAUUUUGCUAUUGUGUUUCCUAUAUGAUCCUCCAGCCAGGAUCUGAUCAGUGAGUCUACUCUCUCCAACGAAUUCAUAUGUAGUAUACUUUUUCCAAUCGAAAAUUAAUGAUUCAUAUGUAGUUGCUAGUUGGCUCAUUUUUCUCAAGAUUGGUUGGGUGAAUGUUAAAAGAGAGGGACGUGGUCACCACAACUUUGUUUCCAUACUCGACGACACCUCACCUUUGGUUUAGAAAAUCUUGAUGAAACACAAACACAUAAAAUAAAGAGAAAAGAGAAGAAAGAAAGAGUGUAAAAGUCAGACGGAAGGGUAUACUAGUCAUUUCGUAACGGAAAGACUUUUACAGUAAUCUAACAGCCGCGUUUGACAAUAUUUUUUCCUCCGGAGAUUUAGAAAGUAAUAAGGAUUCUUCUCCGAUUCGUUCCAUCGUCAAUCGAUUGAUUCGCGCAUAAUUUCAGAUCGAAACAGUUGGGUGGGUUGUGGAUCGAUAUUAAGCAAGUUUUGAUCAGAGAUGGCUGAUAUCGUGAAGCAGAUCUUAGCGAAGCCGAUCCAACUGUCUGACCAGGUGGUGAAAGCGGCUGAUGAGGCAAGUUCGUUCAAGCAGGAGUGCGCAGAACUCAAGGCCAAGACAGAGAAGCUGGCAGGCCUUCUCCGCCAGGCUGCACGCGCCAGUUCGGAUCUCUACGAGCGCCCCACUCGGCGUAUAAUAGACGACACGGAGCAGAUGCUGGACAAGGCUUUCUCCCUGGUCCUCAAGUGCCGAGCCAACGGCAUCAUGAAGCGCGUCUUCACCAUCAUCCCCGCCGCCGCCUUCCGCAAGAUGUCUGCUCAGUUGGAGAAUUCCAUCAGUGACGUCUCCUGGCUCCUCCGCGUCUCCGCUCCCGCCGAGGACCGCGGCGACGCUGGUUACCUUGGUCUCCCUCCCAUCGCCGCCAACGAGCCAAUCCUCUGCCUCAUCUGGGAGCAGAUUGCUCUUCUCCACACCGGAUCCCUUGAAGACCGCUCCGAUGCUGCCGCUUCCCUCGUUUCCCUCGCCCGUGACAACGAUCGCUACACCAAGCUUAUCAUCGAGGAAGGAGGCGUGGGGCCUCUCCUUAAGCUUCUCAAGGAAGGCAAACCCGAGGGGCAGGAGAACGCUGCUCGUGCGUUAGGCCUGCUUGGUCGAGAUCCCGAGAGCGUGGAGCAUAUGAUCCACGGCGGCGCCUGCUCCGUCUUCGGCAAAGUCCUCAAAGAAGGACCUAUGAAGGUCCAGGCCGUCGUUGCCUGGGCUACCUCUGAGCUUGUCUCCAAUCACCCCAAGUGUCAAGACAUGUUCGCUCAGCACAACGCCAUUCGCCUGCUUGUUGGUCACUUGGCGUUUGAAACCGUCCAAGAGCACAGCAAGUACGCCAUUGCCAACAACAAAGCUACUUCCAUUCACCACGCGGUUGUUCUCGCCAAGGAGAACCCUAAUUCCACCCCUUCCCACUCCACAGCCCUGUCCAAGGGUUUGGACGAUGAUCAGAGCUCCAUUCCACAUCCCACGGGGAAGCAAAUGCCCAAUCAGAUGCACAAUGUCGUCGUCAACACCAUGGCCAACCCUCCCAAGAAGUCUACUAGCAAUGGUGUGUUCCAGAGUAAAGGCGUUGUUAAGCCCCCUUGCAGUAGCCUACAGCAGCACCAGAAUUCCACUUCCAAGACUCGAGAGCUGGAGGACGCAGCCACCAAGUGUCAGAUGAAGGCCAUGGCUGCCAGGGCUCUCUGGAAGCUGGCCAAAGGCAACUCCACCAUCUGCAAGAGCAUCACAGAGUCGAGAGCUCUCCUUUGCUUUGCUGUUCUCAUAGAGAAGGGCAAUGAAGAGGUCAGAUACAACUCAGCUAUGGCAUUGAUGGAGAUCACCGCUGUUGCAGAGCAGGACGCUGACCUUAGACGCUCCGCAUUCAAGCCUAAUUCCCCUGCCUGCAAGGCUGUGGUUGAUCAAGUGCUUAAAAUCAUUGAGAUUGCAGAUUCUGAACUACUUAUCCCCUGCAUGAGAACCAUAGGAAACCUUGCAAGAACAUUCAGAGCAACAGAGUCAAGGAUGAUUGGGCCUUUGGUGAAGCUUCUGGAUGAAAGAGAGCCUGAAGUGACAGGAGAAGCAGCUGUUGCCCUCACAAAAUUCGCAUGCACGGAGAAUUACUUGCACAAAGAUCACUCGAGGAGUAUAAUAGAAGCUGGAGGAGGGAAACAUCUGGUUCAGUUGGCCUACUUUGGGGAGAGUGGAGUUCAGAUUCCGGCAUUAGAGCUCCUAUGUUACAUAGCAUUGAAUGUACCGGACAGUGAGCAGCUGGCAAAGGACGAGGUUCUAGCAGUGUUGGAGUGGGCUUCGAAACAGUCUUGGGUGACACAGCUGGAGAGCUUAGAAGCUCUGUUGCAGGAGGCUAAGGGGAGACUGGACCUGUACCAGUCAAAAGGAUCAAGGGGUUUCAAUUUCAAUUGAUUCAUUUGUUUCCAUUUUGGAUGUCUCUUGUGUUCUCUCUGCUUGUAUUUCAAUUGCACGCACGUUUCAAUUGUUUCUCUCGGCCUUGUUUAAUAGCACCUACGUGUAAAGCAAGAAGUUUAAAGGAUGGAGGUUUUUUUGUAGCUGUUCUUCUCUCUCUCUCUCUGUUUGAUAUUUUUCAGUAUAUAUUCCUAAUAUCUGCAGACGAUAUCAAUGAUUGUUUGAGCCUUUUUUUGAAGAAUAGUUCUUCUGGAAUUGGGAUGAGAUUUUAGAGGGAUGAUGACUGCGUGUGAAAACAGUCA
This is a messenger RNA of Eruca vesicaria subsp. sativa (arugula), 2784 nucleotides long. NCBI's taxonomy places the organism in Eukaryota, Viridiplantae, Streptophyta, Magnoliopsida, Brassicales, Brassicaceae. The record is from the annotation of a GenBank genome assembly.